GACAAUCUCACAUUCACGCACGCGCAUCCAAUUUUUCAUCUUCACCGUUUCAUACGAAACUCUUUACGAGGAGCGAACCUCUCUCUUUCUCACUUUUCUCUCUCUCUCUCCCUCGAAGAAAGAAAGCCUCUUUUCGUUUUCUCCGGCCAGAGGAAAGACGGAUAAUGCCGGUUUCAAGCAACAGAAAUAGGGUUUCGCCUUACCCGCUUCGCUCUUGUAGGAACAAGAAACAAAAAGAAGUCGAGGCGGCGUCACCUGUUGUUGAGUUAGAGAGUGUGAGUGAAUGGGAGGAUGUGAGGUGUGUGAUCUGUAUGGAGCCUCCUCACAAUGCUGUCCUCUUGCAAUGCUCUUCUUUCUCCAAAGGAUGUCGUGCUUACAUGUGUGACACAAGCGCCCGUCACUCCAACUGCUUCAAGCAGUACCGCAGAAACAACAGCUCAAGCCGUUGCAGUGGCAAGACUCUAAACUGUCCCUACUGCAGAGGAGAGGUUCAGGGGACAAUGAAGUCGACUUGUGCUCGGAGAUUCAUGAAUGCUAGACCGAGGUCUUGUUCUGUGGACAAGUGUGAUUUCUCAGGGACCUAUGCUCAGCUGAAAAAUCACUUGAAAACUGAGCAUCCUGGUUUUACACCUCCAAAGUUAGACCCUUGGGAGCAACACAUGUGGGAGCAAUUGGAGAGAGAGGCCGAAUACAUUGAAAUGCUCAAUGCUCGACAGAGAUGGGAUGCAGAACAAAGAUUGUUGGCGACUUCUCUCCAUCAGCUUCCAUAUCGCCAUCCCAUGAUUGAUCUUAACUUUGAUGCGUUCAUCCAUAAUCUGUUUCUUGGUGCAAGGAGCCAAGCAAGCACCGACAAUUACCCGGCUCACAUACCCCGUCUGGAGUUCCAUUCGCCGCUGUAUCCCAGAUGGACGCCAUGAAGAUUCUGAGUGCCGAGUCUAUGAGGAAUUCGUCCAAAGUUUUGAUGUCUCUUGAUUUUUAUCAUAAUGUAAUGUUCUUAUAGCGACAUCAGUUCUUGUUCUAGGCAUAAAUUUAUAUUGUUUGUAUGUUAGCUUCUGUUAGUGAAGUAUUCAUAGCUUGGGCUCAUCUUUUGCCUAUUCAAAAUCUCUGUUUAAAUCAAAUUAUUCACAUUCU
Messenger RNA from Arabidopsis arenosa, 1131 nucleotides. The record is from the annotation of a GenBank genome assembly. NCBI's taxonomy places the organism in Eukaryota, Viridiplantae, Streptophyta, Magnoliopsida, Brassicales, Brassicaceae.